CACGACCCGGCAACCCAGAUCUGGACCUUAUUUAUAGUUCACGAGCAGAAAGGGAUCAAACAUCAAAGCAGCACGGAGGUCCAACAAUGGCGGAGAAGGGCGUGAAGGUGUUCGGCAUGUGGGCGAGCCCCAUGGUCAUCCGGGUGGAGUGGGCGCUCCGGCUCAAGGGCGUCGUGUACGAGUACGUCGACGAGGACCUCGCCAGCAAGAGCGACGCGCUGCUCCGCCGCAACCCGGUGACCAAGAAGGUGCCGGUGCUGGUCCACGACGGCAAGCCGAUCGUGGAGUCCACCAUCAUCGUCGAGUACAUCGACGAGGCGUGGAAGGACGGCUACCCCAUCAUGCCGGCCGACCCCCACGACCGGGCUCAGGCGAGGUUCUGGGCCAGGUUCGCCGACGACAAGUGCAACGCCGCCAUCUACCCGGUCUUCACGGCGACCGGCAAGGCGCAGCGGGAGGUGGUGCGCGAGGCACAGCGGUGCCUGAAGACGCUGGAGACGGCCCUGGAGGGGAAGAAGUUCUUCGGGGGCGACGCCAUCGGCUACCUCGACGUCGUGGUUGGGUGGUACGCGUACUGGCUGCCGGUCAUCGAGGAGGUCUCCGGCGCCAGCAUCGUCACCGACGAGGAGCUCCCUCUGAUGAAGGCCUGGUUCGACCGGUUCCUGGCCGUCGACGUGGUGAAGGACACCCUGCCACCCAGGGACAAGCUCCUGGCGCUCAACAAGGCUCGCCGUGCGCAGCUCCUCUCGGCGUAGAGCUUGUACUACUAGUUCCGGGCCUUCCAGCUACGUAACGCAAGCUUCUAUGCCAUGGAUAAAUAAGUGUUGCGCAUUUGCACAUUGUGCAACAAAUGUUUGGAAGUUGAAACUUGUUUCAGCCGCCUGCUUCACAUUCUCAGUUUAUAUAAACUUCAUCCACGAUGUUGUACGCUACCA
Messenger RNA from Hordeum vulgare subsp. vulgare (domesticated barley), 935 nucleotides. RefSeq names its product glutathione transferase GST 23. The transcript has 2 exons. Gene Ontology annotation, molecular function: glutathione transferase activity. The coding region runs from base 87 to 755 and encodes 222 amino acids. Gene Ontology annotation, cellular component: cytoplasm. Gene Ontology annotation, biological process: glutathione metabolic process. The record is from RefSeq and is a predicted model, not a curated record. NCBI's taxonomy places the organism in Eukaryota, Viridiplantae, Streptophyta, Magnoliopsida, Poales, Poaceae.